Chelonoidis abingdonii (Abingdon island giant tortoise) is the source of this 1795-nucleotide messenger RNA. RefSeq names its product phosphoseryl-tRNA kinase (gene PSTK). Gene Ontology annotation, molecular function: kinase activity; tRNA binding. The record is from RefSeq and is a predicted model, not a curated record. NCBI's taxonomy places the organism in Eukaryota, Metazoa, Chordata, Testudines, Testudinidae.
GCAGCCAGAGGACCCCGCACAGCCCCAGCGCCUGCCCGCGCACAGGGCGCAUUUGCCUCCUGAGCGUCUACACGGGAAUAACGAUGGGUUCGGCCCCCGCAUACGGGACGGGAAACUGACAACACUGCGCACGCGCAUCUAGGCAAGAGAGUUGCGAGCCCGCACGCGUGUUUUUCAAAGGGCGGCGCACCAGGCGCUGACGACGGCACGCGCAAGGGGCGCCAUGUCCGCUGUACGCGGGUGCCCGCAGGCGCGCUCCUCCGAGUCUUCGCCUCCCGACACGAUGGAAACUGCCGGGUUCCGGCGGCUGGGCGUGUGCGUCUUGUGCGGGCUGCCGGCGGCGGGUAAAUCCACGCUGGCGCGCGCACUGCCCCACAUUCUACGCAGGCGCAAGGGCCCUGGCUGGGACUGUGUCCUCCUGACCUACGAUGACCUUAUUCCACAGGAGGCCUUCAGCCAACCAGAGACAGAAGCGGGGCUCGUAGCACAACAGCCAUUGCUGUCUCGCUGGAAAUUGUACCGACAUGAACUGUUAGUGUACCUUGAACACUUCUUACAGGCUCUUAUUAAUGGAGAUCAUUUGUAUGCUCCAACAAACAGAACUGAAGCAACAUGGAAAAGUUUUGUUUCCUGUUUCAAAGAACAAGGAUUAAUCUCUUCAGAAAUACAUGAUGCCAAAUCUUGUCAUUACUUAAUAAAUACAACCACUUCCAGACCAUUGUAUUUUGUUUUGGAUGACAACUUUUAUUAUCAAAGCAUGAGAUAUGAAGUAUACCAGCUAGCUCGCAAAUAUUCAUUGGGCUUCUGCCAGUUAUUUUUAGACUGUCCACUUGAGUCCUGCUUACAGAGGAAUUGUCUGAGAAAUCAGCCAUUACCUGAUGAGACCAUAUGUCUAAUGGCAAGAAAAACAGAAGUACCAAAUCCUGAGAAAAACACAUGGGAACAAAAUAGCCUAAUUCUAAAAAGUGUCGAAUGCACUUCAGAAGAUAAUUUGCAGGUGAUUAAUUUGUUGGUUACUGCUUUGGAAAAUCCAGUGAAACAAAUUGAGGAAAAUACCGAACAAAAGGAAACAGACAGAGCCAUUUGUGCAGCUAGUAUUCUCCACCAAGCUGAUCAGGCUUUCAGACGAAUUGUGUCUCAAACAAUGAAGGAUGUGAGAGAUAAAAAUGUACUUCCAAAUGAGAUGAAGAUUCUGGCAGAAGAACUUAAUAAGCUUAAAGCAGAGUUCUUAGAAGAUUUACGACAAGGGCAUCAUCAAAAAAAUCAGUUUUGUCUGCCAAGCAGUGAAUUUGUUACAAAUGUCAUUACUUCAUUCCAACAAGCAACAGACAAUGUAGUGAAGACGGUUUUUUUUUAAAUGAGCACACUGUGUUUUCAGUGCAAGGAAUGCCAAAAACAUGAUAACUUAUUCAGCAGGAUGGCUAAAGAUAUCUGAGGAAGCCACAGCUGCCAUGUAUGGAGGUUUAUGUUAAUUUAUAAUUUCAUUUCUGUCACAAUGCUAUGAAACAAACAAAAAAAACAACUCGUGUUUCAUGUUUAAGAGCAGACCAACAAUAGGAAGAAAUGAGGUUUGAAGAUGAAAGAGAUUUUGGAGCUGUAGUCACCCUAAUCGGUGUCUUGUAAAACAUCUUUGGUGCAAAUCUUUGAACUCCUUCUCUGGCUCCUCCAUCCAUAAUGUUCUUCGUCCUUGCUUCUGUAUUUCCUAGAUUUCUCAUGUAUCCAUCUCUCUGUUCCUUUCCCAUCUCAGAUUAGCCCACUUCUCCUUUUUUUUCAAUGUCAUUUUCCCUUUUCCCAU